Molecule: messenger RNA, 441 nt
Organism: Zygotorulaspora mrakii
Lineage: Eukaryota; Fungi; Ascomycota; Saccharomycetes; Saccharomycetales; Saccharomycetaceae
Gene: RDL2
Product: thiosulfate sulfurtransferase RDL2
Exons: 1
Coding region: 1-441 (146 amino acids)
Cellular component (GO): mitochondrion
Molecular function (GO): thiosulfate-cyanide sulfurtransferase activity
Source: RefSeq, a predicted model, not a curated record
AUGCUGAGAUUACAUUGCGUGCGCAGAAUAUGUCCCUCACAGGUAUUCUUGAGGACUUUAUCUUCAAACAAUCCUAAAGUAUAUUCUUUCGACGAUGUCAGAAAGAUGGUGGAACAUACACCAAAAUCAACAGUACUAGUUGAUGUUAGGGAGCCAAGAGAACUGGAAAGUUAUGAAAUGCCCAAUGCCAUCAAUAUUCCGCUGCAAAGUGCGCCCGGCGCAUUAUCUCUGAAUAAUAAUGAAUUUGAAGAAUUAUUUCAUUUCCCCAAGCCUCCUAAGGAUAAGGAACUUGUAUUCUUCUGCUUAAAGGGAAUUAGAGCAAAAGCUGCAGAGGAAUUAGCAAGGUCUUACGGCUAUGAAAAAACUGCCGUGUAUCCUGGUUCGAUAAGUGAAUGGCUUGCAAAAGGUGGUGAAAAGGUUAAGCCAAAAAAUGAGCCCUGA